Symbiodinium necroappetens is the source of this 927-nucleotide messenger RNA. The record is from the annotation of a GenBank genome assembly. Lineage: Eukaryota; Dinophyceae; Suessiales; Symbiodiniaceae.
AUGGACACAGGCAAAAUGAUUCCACUAUGGAGGCCAGCAGCCGCGCUGUCGGCUUCGACUUCUCCCAGACCGAGACCACUCACCUGCAGACAUUCCGUGAACCCCGAAACUUUGACUCCUAGGCCUGCAGCAGAUCUUGGAAACCUGGUGCAUUUCAGCAAGAGGAUCCUUUUCGGCAAGGCCCUGGACACCAGGGAGGCCGGCAGGCGUGCUGUUCUCGUCGCCACGGCUAUGCUCGCCGGACUUGGCGGCAGAACGCGUGCAGCUUCGGGCAUGGAUUCGAGCAAAUGGUCAGGGACACAGAUACGCAUGAACACCCUUGCAGAAGCAGUGGCACGGCUGCGCUCUGGAACACGCUCCUUCCCCAUGGCACGCUAUCCAGAUCCGAUACUACGACGAGUGGCCGAGCCUGUGGCCGAGUCUGCCUUCCAGUCUCCUGAAGACUUGAAUCUCUUAGCAAGGGCACUAGAGGUCGCCGCCCGGACUGAAGGUGCCGUUGGGCUAGCUGCAAGCCAAGUGGGGGUCAACGCACGGAUAAUCUUCCUGGAUCAAGAUGUUCUGGGCGAAGCCGCGCCGCGCAUUCUUGUCAACCCACGGAUUACUGAGCGCAGCUCGGAGGGCGACAUGAGGUGGUGGCGAGAGUGCUGUCUGGUCCUACCUCCGGAUGUGCUGGUGACACUGCUCCGUGAUGCAACCGUGUCUGUGGAGUACUUCGACAUCAUGGGGCGGCUUCACACGCAAAGCCUGGAGGGCGAGGCAGCUCGCGCCUUGCAGCACGAGCUGGACCACCUAAAUGGGGUUCUGAUCCUGGACCAUGCCACAGAUGAUGAGGAUUUGGAUUCCAAGAUUUUUCCGGCCUUAAAGAGCUUGGAAUCACCGGAGCAUGCUCGGAGGCAGCAAGCUGUGUUUGACCGACUGGAUGUUUGA